Messenger RNA from Puccinia graminis f. sp. tritici CRL 75-36-700-3, 863 nucleotides. RefSeq lists its product as uncharacterized. NCBI's taxonomy places the organism in Eukaryota, Fungi, Basidiomycota, Pucciniomycetes, Pucciniales, Pucciniaceae. Bases 495 to 863 code for a protein of 122 amino acids. The record is from RefSeq and is a predicted model, not a curated record. The transcript is spliced from 7 exons.
AAAUUUGCUUGGAAGAAGAAGGUUUGGAAUUGUUAGACAUUGGAGGCUCCGCCGAAUUGUUUUCGCCAACGCAUAUGGGCCCUCACCAUGGGGUAUAUUCUAUUGAUCACGAUAAGAUUGAGGAUUAUUAUCUAUCGCAUCGACCCGAGCGGCGUAAUGUUUAUCCAUUGCCUUCCGGUCGUCAACCAUGGUUGAUCCCGAGCUUGGAGCCUUUGAUUGCAGAUGUUGCUUUGGCUAAAAGCAGAUUAUUGAUAACCAAGACGCACUGCUUGUACCCCGAAAAAUCAGCUUUGAUACCGUUUUCGAGUUGUUUAAUAGGUUUUCGACUUGUUGUCCAUCCAUGUCACCCCAAAGCAAGACUCAAACACGUCAAGAUAACACUAACCCUACAUGCAAAGGAGCCAGGGCCCACCAGUUCCUCGCCUAUCAUCAAAUCAAUUUAUCCGCUUGAUGGUCGAAUUCAUGAAACUGGUGAAAGAACAUCGGUUCAUGCCAUGCGGGAAAAUUCAGUUAGAUUAAACUUGGGAGUAGACCCGUAUGGCACCGCGACACUCACUCAUGCUCAAUCCGUUGCACAAGGCAGUUACACGGUACCUUAUGUUCUCAGCUCCGGGGUAAAUACUAACAUUCUUUUGAUUACCAUGGAUGAAGAUAGUUCCUUGAAAGGGGGAGUGGCUCCUUCUUUAUACUUUGCUGCCUUGCUUGAGUUUCCAACCAAUACUGCAAAAUCUUUCCAAGCUCACCUACAGGUUGCCUCACAGGCUCAAAAGGAUCACCCAUUCAAGAUGUGGUGUAGCCCAAAGAUUUGGAGUUUAGAUUACGAUGGUCAAACUGAAUUGGGUAGUUUGGAAUUUGGCGCAUAG